GUUGAUCGUUGUCUUGGGUACAGUUGUGGCGUCUUGGCGUCUUUUUUGCGAGUCAUUGUCAUUGUCACUGAUACGCCUCCCACUAUGGCUAACAAGCACGCUAUCAAAUAUGUGGCAGUUUUUUGGGAAGUUGAACAAAAGUUUACUGUGCAAAGUGUUUCUUCCGUGAAAAACAAAUUGCAGUUGAAAGAUGCAAAGCUGGUCGACGACGUUGAACACCAGGGGAAAGAGAAGGAUCGUCCAAAAGAAGGCUGGAAAAGCUACCCGGCAAGAGUACUUACCUGUGGAGCGAAGAAGAAGUCUACCCAGGAACGAGGAAAGACUAAGUUUGAAGAACUAAUGAAGUCUUUAACAAAAGAAACCACUCCGGCAAAAAAGAAACCUCCCAAACCUCCUUCUGAGUCACUGGAAAGCGCAUCAUCUUCAUCAGGGUCCUCAUGUGAAGAAGACAUCCCUCAAUCUUUGUUCGAUGAAAUUAAUGGUGAGAGAGGUACAGGUGAACCUCAUCAGCAAUUCAGGAUUCAGCGCAUCAAUCAGAAUUCUGAUGAUUCAGUAUCACCUACUUCAAUUUCUGAAUCCAAACAAGACGUAAAGGAUCAACUUGCUCAAGUAAUCAGAGAGAGGGACCGCCUCAAAUUGGAAAAUGAAGAGUUAAAAAGACACAACCUAAUCUUACAGAGAGACCUUCCAUCUAUUGUCUCAACUCUGCAAAGGUCUCAUCUAAUGAGGCAAGCCUUGGAUCGACCAGCCAGAACGACUAAUUUCAGUGACUCAUCUGAAGGGGCAUCAAGCCCACCAUUAACGAGGCCAGUCACGUUGUCCAGCUCUCCCGAUGGAUCUAACUCUAAAUCUAAUGCCGAUGAUUACAAAACACAAAUGCUACAACAUAUGUCCUCCGAAGAUUUAGACUAUUGCAACAUGAUGGCUCGAAAUAAUUUCACGAAGAUGAUUUCACUUAUGAUGGGCAAAGUAUUCACAGUAGAAGAAUUGACAACAAAAUCCCUUACUGGGAAACGAACCACAAAGCCUGCGUUGCCCGUUGACAAAGUGAACGCUGUUGCAAAGUACAUCUUAAAACGACAUCCUGAUAAACACAUUGGAGAGUUUAACCAGAAGGUGACGAAUUAUUUACGCGACCAGGCAGCCAAAUCCAAACCCGAAGAACUACCUAAAACUAAUUAGACAUCACGACAUUUUGCGAUGUCUUCCUGAAGUUGUGUCAUCAACGAAGUUUGAUUAGAAAUACAUGAGAUUAACCUUAA
Molecule: messenger RNA, 1262 nt
Organism: Daphnia pulicaria
Lineage: Eukaryota; Metazoa; Arthropoda; Branchiopoda; Diplostraca; Daphniidae
Exons: 6
Coding region: 85-1182 (365 amino acids)
Molecular function (GO): DNA binding
Source: RefSeq, a predicted model, not a curated record